GGAAGUGAUGCUGUCUGAAGGUGACAUCCUGUCCUGCUCUCUUUCUUCUGUCUUCUUGCUCCCUAUCUUGGCUUCCUGGUUUGAUCUUGCUCUUCUACCUAGUUUUUUAUGGGUUCCUGGCUGCACUCUUCUCGUUCACAAUGUGGGCUAUGCUUCAGACUCUGAACGAUGAGGUUCCAAAAUACCGUGACCAGAUUCCUAGUCCAGGACUUAUGGUUUUUCCAAAACCAGUGACUGCAUUGGAAUAUACAUUUAGUAUGUCUGAUCCAAGUUCCUAUGACGGGUACAUUAAAGACCUUAAGAAGUUUCUAAAGUCAUAUUCUUUAGAAGAACAGAAGAGUCUUGCCAACUGUACUGAUGGAGUACUUUUUGAACAGAAGGGUCCAGAUUAUGUUUCAUGUCAGUUUCCUGAUACCUUACUUCAAGCAUGCAGUGGUAGAAAUGAUCCUGAUUUUGGCUAUUCCCAAGGACAACCUUGUAUUCUUGUGAAAAUGAAUAGAAUAAUUGGUUUAAAGCCUGAAGGAUCACCAAGGAUAGACUGUCUUUCUAAGGAUGAAAACAUAGCACUUGUAUCAACUUAUCCUAAUCAUGGAAUCAUAGACCUUAAGUAUUUUCCAUAUUAUGGAAAGAAACUGCAUGUGGGCUAUCUACAGCCAUUGGUUGCUGUCCAGGUCUCUUUUGAAUCCAACAGCACCAAGAAAGAAGUGACAGUCGAGUGCAAAAUUGAGGGGUCAAGGAACCUAAGAAAUGAGGACGAUCGUGACAAGUUUUUGGGAAGAGUUGCGUUCAAAAUCACAGCUCGCACAUAGUCCAGGGUAGGAUGUCUCCGCGGGAUAAAUGUUGCAUCGUCCGUCUUCGUUUUGUGUCCGCUGGACCUGCCGUUCUAGAAUUCUGAGACCACCUAGGAAAAAGAUGGCGCUGCCUCUCCUGGGCGACAGCGUGUAGCGCACUUCCAGAUCCCAGUGUUCAGUGUCCUCCGAAGUAACUGCCUGCUGCUCUGCUGCCCUUCGAACCAGUGUCCAGUCGCCGGAUAGGGAGCGGUGAACACUGAUCCCGAGCGCGUGGGUGGGGUCUUGUCCUCUUUUGUAAAUGUGGUUUAAUUGCCAAGUGUCUAAAGCUUAAUGUGCUGUGCAGUGUAAAUAUUUCAUGGAUUUAACACUGGUUAACUCAUUUUGAUGCCGACAAAGUUCUGGGGUAAAAUGGUACCUGGCCAACAUGAAGUGAUUGUGGCUGCAAGAAAUGUGUGUGGAGAAGCUCUGUAUGGGAAGAAGAAAAAAGAAUAAAAGUGGAUCUGAAAGUGUUA
Messenger RNA from Fukomys damarensis (Damara mole-rat), 1303 nucleotides. RefSeq names its product ATPase Na+/K+ transporting subunit beta 3 (gene Atp1b3). Gene Ontology annotation, cellular component: sodium:potassium-exchanging ATPase complex. Gene Ontology annotation, biological process: intracellular potassium ion homeostasis; intracellular sodium ion homeostasis; potassium ion import across plasma membrane. The transcript is spliced from 7 exons. NCBI's taxonomy places the organism in Eukaryota, Metazoa, Chordata, Mammalia, Rodentia, Bathyergidae. The record is from RefSeq and is a predicted model, not a curated record. The coding region runs from base 141 to 809 and encodes 222 amino acids. Gene Ontology annotation, molecular function: ATPase activator activity.